GAAGCGCGUGCAUGUGUCAGUGACGUGUGGAAACAGAUUCAGGAACCCCCUUCAGACGGUUCGUCUAUUAAUAAAUGCGCUAUUAAACGUAAUAACCGCUUUCUCUCACACAUGAUUUACCGAUAGGACAGAUCGGCAGGUAGUGUGAAGAACUUUUAACGUGUUUAAACGAGUGUUGUGAACAAGUGGACCUUGAUACGUAUCAUGUCACCCGUCACACACACAAUCAGCUCAAUCAGUGGUGUAAGACUUCACAGGACUGUGACUGUAUCAAGACCACAUUACACACUGAUCAAGUGUGAGGUCGCUGCUGUUGGGGAGUUAUGAUUGACAGUCAUAAUGACGAGAGCAUACGUGUGCCAUCUCUUGCUCAUGUCCCUCUACAUCACAGUGCUCCACACAAUCCCUGCUCCGGCCAACCUCACUAUAGUGUCCCAAAACUUCCGGCACAUCUUGCAGUGGAGUCCUGGGAUAGCGUCUCCUCCACGCACCGUGUUCAACGUCAAGCAAAGCUGUGAAGGAAGUAAAAAACCAGGAAAGUCCGCAGUGCGUGUGAACGUGACGCGUACAACAGUAGAUGUGUCUAAAGCGCUGAGGAACAUCUGGACAUACUGCACUUUCAGUGUGUGGGCGUCGCUCGGAAACGCCAGAUCGGCGGAAGUGAACACCAGUAUCACACCGUACGAAGACACCAGCAUCGGCCCGCCCGACGUGUCCCUGUCCGGCUGUGGGAACUGCCUGAAAAUCAGCAUCUCUCCGCCGCCGGACACACCCCUGACACCGCAAACCGGACGCUUCUAUAACUCUGUGGAGUACAAGAUCAGCUGGAGGAAAGCCGGACAGACUGAGGCCGAGCACAUCUCUACACUCAAGAACCAGACGGUCCUGCAGAACCUUCAGCCGGGACAGCAGUACUGUGUGAAAGUCCUUCCUCAGAUCAACUCCAACCCCAACACUCAAGAGUCAGAGUGGAAGUGCGAAUACACCAGUCGAGUGGAGCCCAGAGGUGGUAAGAUGACCGCUUUAACAGCAGCAGCACCAGAUGUGGCCCGGACCCCUAUCCCAGUCCCAUGUGGCCCGUACCCCCAUCCCAGUCCAUCCCAGUUCAUCCCAGUCCCACGUGGCCCGGACCCCCAUCCCAGUUCAUCCCAGUCCAUCCAGUCCCACGUGGCCCAGACCCCCAUCCCAGUUCAUCCCAGUCCAUCCCAGUCCCACGUGGCCCGGACCUCCAUCCCAGUUCAUCCCAGUCCAUCCCAGUCCCACGUGGCCCGGACCCACAUCCCAGUUCAUCCCAGUCCAUCCCAGUCCCACGUGGCCCAGACCCCCAUCCCAGUUCAUCCCAGUCCAUCCCAGUCUCAUAUGGCCCGGACCCCCAACCCAGUCCCACAUGGCCCGGACCCCCAUCCCAGUCCCGAGGCACAGGGGUGUCUGUGCCAGUAG
Pimephales promelas (fathead minnow) is the source of this 1440-nucleotide messenger RNA. Lineage: Eukaryota; Metazoa; Chordata; Actinopteri; Cypriniformes; Leuciscidae. The record is from RefSeq and is a predicted model, not a curated record.